AUGUCUGCCAUCAGCCUGUUGAAGGAGUUGCUCAAGGCAUCCGAAAAGGCUGCCAACAUCGCACGUGUGUGUCGACGCAAUCAGCGCCUGUUCAGCUUGCUGAUACAGGAGAAGGAAAAGGAUGAAUCGAACUCGCGCUUUGAUCACGAUUUCAAAACCCUAGCCGACUGUCUGAUACAGGAGAUGAUAAAGUACGACAUUGGCAAGCAGUUUCCAGAAUUACGUGACAACAUCCGUGGGGAAGAAAACGCUAAGUUUACCAAUACGGCGGGUGAUUCGGUUAUCGUGACGGUGACGGACGAUCCGGGUAACACGUGUGCGGUGCUGGAAAAGAUUCUGAACGGUGACAGCGAAGCGGCAGCAGCCCUCGUCGACGAGGUGUACCGAGAUGUGGAGCUCGAUCUGGAAGCGCUAGAAAUACCGACCGACUCCAUACCGUUGGACAACAGCUGGUCCGAGCUGGGCAUCUGGAUCGAUCCGAUCGAUGGCACUGCCGAGUACAUCAAGGGCGAGGAAAAGUUAACUAAAUUCCCGAACAUUGCAUCCGCUGGCCUAAAAUGUUGCACCGUACUGAUAGGGGUGUACGAAACGUGCCAGGGUACACCAAUACUGGGCGUUAUCAAUCAACCGUUUGCGGACCGGGUAAGCGAACCGGACGAGGAGCACGAUCGGUACGAUGGGAAAAUCUACUGGGGUAUGUCGAUAGGAGAUUUGAAGUUUAACAACAUUGCACCGCACGAACCGGACGCGCGCAUUGCAAUACUUUCACCGUCCGAACAGUCGAAGUACGUUGAAUUCAUACGGAAUCAGCUAAAGUAUGACGUUAUCUAUUCGUCCGGCGCAGGCUACAAGAUACUGAAGAUAGCUACGGGCGAGGCGGAACUGUUUCUUUUAAGCAAAGGCACUACGUACAAGUGGGACACUUGUGCACCGCAAGCGAUUCUACGUUCCAUGAACGGGGACUUAUUUAACCUGCAGGACACGCUUAUUAACAAGUCAGUGAAGAAAAUCUCCUACCAAGAUCGCAAGGUAACGCGCAAUCUAGGCGGACUGAUUGCCUACCAGAACAUCGACAAGCUGCGAGAAUUUCUCAAACUGUAA
Molecule: messenger RNA, 1101 nt
Organism: Anopheles maculipalpis
Lineage: Eukaryota; Metazoa; Arthropoda; Insecta; Diptera; Culicidae
Gene: Ipp
Product: inositol polyphosphate 1-phosphatase
Exons: 3
Coding region: 1-1101 (366 amino acids)
Molecular function (GO): inositol-1,4-bisphosphate 1-phosphatase activity
Source: RefSeq, a predicted model, not a curated record